This is a messenger RNA of Megachile rotundata (alfalfa leafcutting bee), 1110 nucleotides long. Its product is annotated as endoribonuclease Arlr. Lineage: Eukaryota; Metazoa; Arthropoda; Insecta; Hymenoptera; Megachilidae. The record is from RefSeq and is a predicted model, not a curated record. Gene Ontology annotation, molecular function: RNA endonuclease activity.
CCAUACUACGUCGUCAAAGUGCCGAAAUAUUCAUUUUUUUAUUUUCCUUAUAUGCGUGUUCGGACCCUCAUGUUUUAGGUUUAGUUCACCCGUUUCGCCGCUAGAUAGACGCCAAUUUUUUAGUCCAUAAAGGAAGAAGUUGCGAAAUCAAGUAUAAAAGCUUCGCUCGCUCAAUAAUACAUGUAUUAAAAGAUUGUAAUAUCGAAAAAUGUUAAAUAAAAUUAUUUGCGUUUCGCUCAAUGUUUUAGUUAUUUUAGAGACGAGUACUCCUCAAAACAUAUCACUAAUAAGAGAUAUAGAAUUAGUGAACUUGUCAGAAGAGCUAUUUAAUAAGUCUUCUUAUGAAUUGUUCAAACACCUGACUAUUAAAUACCAAGGGCAGACAAAUUCAAAAAAUUUUACUGAUGUUGCUCCUGAAAGGUUGUUAUACAUAUCACCUAGAAUUCCUUGGACAGUAACAACAAAAUCUUUUAUGAAGUUACUUGAUAAUUAUGAAUUAGAUACUUACAAGCCAGAAAUUAUAACAAAAGAAAAAGAGCUAGAAGAAAAUGAAUUCAUUAGUAAUUUAAUAAAAGCAGACGUAAUAUUACAUGUUAUGAAUUUUUUAUCACUCAAAGGCUUUUUUAAAAAUGAUUUAGAAACUUAUAAGAAUACAUUGAAAGAAAUUUGGUUUCAUUUAUAUUCACGAAGUAAGGGAAUAAAUGGUAGUUCUGGUUUUGAACAUGUAUUUAUAGGAGAAAGAAAACCGCGUAAAGGUAUUACAGGACUUCAUAACUGGAUUUCUUUUUCCUCUGGCGAAUCGUUAAACGCGAUCAAUUAUUUUGGGUUUUCUCGUAAUAUGGAAUUCGUUGAUCAAAUGGCUAUUUUAGAAACAUAUUUUACUUAUAAUAAGAAACGUAAAAUGUCGACUAUAUUCAUUGGUACAACACCAGAAUUAGAAAUAGCAUUGUAUACGCUUUGUUUUUUUACGAGACCAAAUAAAAGAUGUAAUGUUUCCUUUACUAAAGAAAAAUUUAGUAUUCAAACAUAUGUAUUGCAAAAUAACGAGACGAGAUCCGUUGCAAGUGCCUUUCCUGUCAUAGGAAAAAGAUAAACAUUAAUUGUUGCAGU